GCCAGCCACCGCCUACUCUUUCUCUACUCCAAUGGCUACCCCACCCUGCACUCUCUAGAGAGGAUCUUCUCAGUGGAAACAUAUGUUUGAUGAGAGACACCGCCCUUUUCUCUCUUUUUUUAAGAGCAAAAAGCCUAUCCUUUCUCUCUUUUCCUGCUCCAAAAACCCUAAUUCAGAUCUUAUAGAGUGAGGAAGGAGAAGGAAGAAGAAGAAGAGAAAAUAUUUCCUCUUUCUUCGUCGUGUUUGAAAAACUGUAAUAUUAUUCUCUCCUCCUUUUUUGUAGAUAGUUUUCUUCUCCGGGUGAAAGACAAGAGGAAAGAAGGUACUGCAGCUUCCAACGAAGAUCGAUAUCAGGGCCUCAAGGGUAGCUUUAAGGAUAUGGCAACUUUCUCAAAGCUGGUUUAGAAGGAUAUAUCUUCUUUUCAUUCAAUUCUCGGGUUCCUUUGUAGUGGUUUCAUAAUUGCCUUUUGGAGCUAAGACUAUAUCCUCGUUUCUGUUUUUGCUACUGUGCAACUAUCACCAUCUAUCCCCGGUACUUUGCAGGUUUUCUACUUUUAUUUAUUGUUGCACUUUUAAAAAAGAAAUAAUCAAAGCUUUUGCCAUGGAUUCUGGUAACAGUAGUAGUAUGCAAUCUUCAAGUGGUGGUGAUGAAGAGUAUGACUCACAGCCUGAGUCAGUCCCAGCUUUAUUGAACACUUCAGGCCACUUUAGUACUCCCCUAUCAAAUCCACACCCGUCACUUGUCUCGCACCACCAUGAUCACCCAUCCACUUUCUUUGAUCCUUCAGCAAAUUAUCUCAACCAUUUCUCUCACUCUCAACCAAACAAUUCACUGCUAAAUCUUGAGGGGGUUAGGCCUCGGAGGCUUAGAUCUGAACCCAACUGCGCGGACCUAGGUAAUCUACCAGGCUCGUCAUCAUCGAGCCAGUACUCUAUCUUAGGUGCACAAGGACUCAAUCAAGGUUCAUUUCCAAGCUCAUCAUCCAUGCAAUCCAGACCAUCUCAUGAAAAUGGUGUAAGAUCUUUAACACAAUCUGAUCAGACAAGUGUUGUCAAGAACCCCAGGAAGCGAACAAGAGCAUCAAGGAGAGCACCCACUACUGUUCUCACAACGGACACAACAAAUUUUAGAGCAAUGGUGCAAGAAUUCACUGGAGUCCCUGCACCACCAUUUUCCGUUUCAUCAUAUUCUAGAAGGCUUGACCUUUUUGGCUCUGGCUCAGGUAUGCGGUCCAGUCAUUUGGAACCUGUAGGUUCUCUCUACCCUCUACGUCCCUCAGCUAAAAGGGUUCAGCCGACUCCAUUUGCAUCUAAAUCUUCUCCUUCAUUGUUAAAUAAUCCUUUAGUUGUUGCUGCUAAUAUUACCAGUACUACUAGCAAUAGCACCAUCCCCACUUCUAUCACUGCCACAACCAAUGCUUUCAAUCCAACUUCUAGCAACUAUCAACUUCCUUGUGAUUUAGGCCUACUAAAGCAGCCUCAGAAUAUGUUAAACUUGCAGAACCAGGGCCACGUCCUAUCAUUCCAGUCCUUCCUACAGCCUACUCCACUUCACCCUUCUCUAAAUUUGCCUGGUUUCAGUGUGAAGUCACAGGGAAGUUCAAUCAUGCCUUCCUUUGAUGAAUUGGGCUUGAGUCAUGGUCAUGUUAAUGCAAACCUCAGUGGCUUACAAAGUCAUGAACCAGACGGGGCACGUCUAAGGAGUGAUAGCAACUGGAGAGAUGGGAUUGGAUUGAACGGUGGGAAUCAAGAUCAUUUGAGGCCUAUAGAUGGGAAUUAUGGUAAUAAUACUGAUCAUAAUUAUUCACAAAGAGUUAACGGCUGCAAGUUGAACUGCUCAGCUUCCUCAUCAGAUUUUCCUCAUGACAAGGGAUUGGAGAACGUUUCUUCUAGAGCAGAAGGUACAGUUGAUUCAUGGAUUUGUCCUGCAGACUAGAAUUACUUACUAGAACCUGUUUAAUGUACAGAAAAUUGUCAUCCAGAAGAACUAGAAGUUUAAUAUGAAGAGGAUUUUGCAGCAGUAAUCAUAUUAUAUUUUCAAUUUAUUUAAGUAGUUUAGAAUAAUUCUCUAUUAUAUUUUCAAUAAUUUUGGGUCGGGGAACUCCAACAUGUGAUAAGAACCAAGGAAACCACAAUAUGCAAAUUAACCUUUUCUUCCUCGUACCUUGUCUAGUGGGAGAAAACAAACAGGUCGGUGCUGUUAACAAAAGGCCUGUUCUAUUCCUUAAAUCCCCCGACGCCAUCCCCAUGUUCCUUGCCAACCCGAUUUCCCAUGUGGUCCUAAAUCUUGUUUCUCUUGGGAACUGCUUGUGCCCAAAGCUGCUUAGCCUUAGUUUGGAUUGCACAGUUGGUACGGUAUAAUACG
Molecule: messenger RNA, 2365 nt
Organism: Durio zibethinus
Lineage: Eukaryota; Viridiplantae; Streptophyta; Magnoliopsida; Malvales; Malvaceae
Source: RefSeq, a predicted model, not a curated record